Molecule: messenger RNA, 1517 nt
Organism: Phytophthora nicotianae INRA-310
Lineage: Eukaryota; Oomycota; Peronosporomycetes; Peronosporales; Peronosporaceae
Exons: 2
Coding region: 138-1406 (422 amino acids)
Source: RefSeq, a predicted model, not a curated record
CACUGUAGGACGUUGACUUUCAUCAAUCCGAGUCAUCAUGUCUGACACGCGGUGAAGAGUGUGCCCAGCGGCUCAUUCUCUAGUACACCCGUCGAACUCGAAAGAAUCUCGGUUGCAAGCUUGACAAUCGCUGCACAAUGGCCGACGCGGCGCGUACGAGGCUGCCGCCGGUGACGUUCACCGCCGAUGACACGCAUGAGUACCGCAGCAUCGCCGACGAAAGCUUUCGUGAAACUCGCGCUCUGUAUGAAGCGUUCCUGUACGAGAGAAUGCAGACGCUCGAUAUGCGUCGGUGGAAACAUAUCCGGACUAGAGGCACAAUGAAAGUCUAUCGCCAGCGAUCGGGUAGGAACGACACAAGCUUCAACUCGAGUAUUUCAACCUCGACUUCUGUCACAGCCGUGUCCUCAGUAUCACCGUUCGAGGAGGACGACGCGCUGUUGAUCGGGCCUGCGUCGUCGCUCUCAGUGGCCACCAAGAUCCCCGUAGUAGUGUGCACAGGCACGGUUCAGGGCACUCUGGACGACGUCAUGUACGGCAUCUUCGUGCACGACACAACGUCUCUCCGAAGACGCAGCGUCUACGGCAAAGACGGCAUGGACGACCUGGUGAUGUUGGGUACACUAGAGAGUCCUACCGAGCAGAACCCGUUCGACUUCCUUGGUGUGGCCUGGAUACUCUACUCGGCUACGGGUCUAGGAGCGAUCGUUAAGCAGCGAGACUACGUCGUGCUCAUGAGUACUGGCUUCGCUACUACGUCGCGUGGCGAGCGGAUCGGGUACAGCAUCGCCCAGUCCGUAUCCCACCCGGACCUGCCGGAGUUGAAACACCUCGGUAUUGUCCGUGCUAAUAUGUCCUUCUGCGUCAUCUUCCGACAACAGAGUGACCAGAUUGUGGAGUCUUUCGCACAUACAGUGAUCGAUCCGGGCGGCACUGUGUUCUCGUUUUACGUAUUACAAGAAAUUGCAAAUAGUAUCUUAGGUAUGGGCGCUCCGAUGGAAUGUGCUCAAGGCAAGAAAUUGCGAUGGUAUUUGCACAAAAUGAUGGCCGAGAAGCGAGCUGCCGACGUUUUCGCUACGUCCAAGUCUUCGCAUUCUUCGUCAUUGUCCUUACUGACGGCUACCACUAGGAUGACCGAGAGUGAAGAUCCGACGGUGUGUUGGUAUUGCCACAAGUCGAUUGGGAAACUCUUCUCGACGCAAAGUCUGCAAUGUACAAUUUGUCAUCAGUGCGUUUGUAAGAACUGUAGUGUCAGCAAGAAACUCGUGGUGCGAUCAAAGCACGCCAAGUCGGGGAUGGCAGCGCAUGCCUACACUUUCUGUCUCGGUUGCUUCCUGGCUUCUAGGCAACUCUCGACCGAGAGCAUUCAACGCGAAGAAAUAGUCUACAAGCGCUUAGGUAGGUAAUUCGCCCAACCAAAUACCGUGACUUGACUCAACCGCUAUUUAUCAAAGCCUAAAAGAACUGAAGUCUCUAUUAUACUCGUUCACGAUGAAAUCGUGGUGGGUUUGUCACUA